GAGAGACCCCCCUCCCCACUAUAUAUAACCGCCCCCGCCUUCCCUUCUCACCCAAAACCCCACGCCAUUAACACCGGCUUCUUGCUCACUAACACACACAAUCUCUCUUAGACACGUCGGACCCAGACAAGAAGAAGAAGAGAACCCCGCGCGCGCCUUGAUUUCCUCUGUUCUCGCUCGGGUUGCUCUGUUUCAAAGAGAAAAACAGGGGAACGGCGGCGGCAAUGGGGGACGAGCAGACGGAGCCAUCGCCGGCGUUAGCGUGGCUGACGUGGCGCGCGGCGGCGGCGGUGGUGUGCGCUUGGGUGGCGCUGCACGUGGCGGCGCGGGUGGCGGACGCGGUGUGGUGGCGGCCGCGGCGGCUGGAGGCGCACUUCGCGGCGCAAGGGGUGCGAGGCCCGCCCUACAGGUUCCUGCUGGGGUCCGUGAGGGAGAUGGUGGGGCUCAUGGUGGAGGCCUCCUCCAAGCCCAUGUCGCCGCCCACCUCCCACAACGCGCUCCCCCGCGUCCUCGCCUUCUACCACUACUGGCGGAAGAUCUACGGGCCUACGUUCUUGAUCUGGUUCGGGCCGACGCCGCGGCUGACGGUGGCGGAGCCGGAGCUCAUCAGGGAGAUCUUCCAGACGCGCGCCGACGCCUUCGACCGCUACGAGGCGCACCCCGUGGUGCGCCAGCUGGAAGGCGACGGCCUCGUCAGCCUCCACGGCGACAAGUGGGCCCUCCACCGCCGCGUCCUCGCCGACGCCUUCUUCCCCGACAACCUCAACGUACGCAAACGAAUCCUCUGUUUCUUCUUCUCCCCCCUUUUCUCUCCUCCCUCCAUGGAUUCAUCUCUGACGAAGCUCGGUCAAUUGAUUGAUGUUUUUGUGCAGCGGCUGGUGCCUCACGUGGGCGCGUCGGUGGCGGCGCUGGCGGAGAAGUGGCGCGCCAUGGCGGAUGGCGCCAUGGGAGGCGAGGUGGAGGUGGACGUGGCGGAGUGGUUCCAGGCGGUGACGGAGGAGGCCAUCACGCGGGUCACCUUCGGCGGCAGCUACAGCGACGGCCGCGUCGUCUUCGGCAUGCAGGGCCGCCUUAUGGCCUUCGCCUCCGAGGCCUUCCGCAAGGUCCUCGUCCCUGGCUACCGGUUCGUUCCGACCAGGAAGAACUGGCUGUCAUGGAAGCUCGACAGGGACAUCCGCCGGAACCUGACAAGGCUCAUCGGCCGCCGCAGCCACGAGGCCACCGCCGCCGCUGCGGAGGCCGAGGGGGAGGAGAAGAAGCAGACCGACUCCGGCGGCGGCGGCUUCCGCGACCUGUUGGGGCUCAUGAUCAAUGCCGGCGAGAGGAGGAGGACGACAGCGAAGUCGGCAUCGGCGAUCCCGGUGGGGGAAAUGGUGGAGGAGUGCAAGACCUUCUUCUUCGCCGGGAAGCAGACGACCACCAACCUCCUGACGUGGGCCACCGUGCUCCUCGCCAUGCACCCGGAGUGGCAGGAGCGCGCACGCCGCGAGGUCCUCGACGUCUGCGGCGCCGGCGAGCUCCCCACCAAGGAGCACCUCCCCAAGCUCAAAACGCUCGGCAUGAUCAUAAACGAGACGCUCCGGCUGUACCCGCCGGCGGUGGCCACGAUCCGCCGCGCCAAGGUCGACGUCCAGCUCUCUGACGGUUGCAUGAUCCCCCGUGACAUGGAGCUCCUCAUCCCGAUCAUGGCCUUGCACCACGACACGCGGUACUGGGGCCAGGACGCGGCGCAGUUCAACCCGGCCCGGUUCGCCGACGGCGUGUCCAGGGCGGCCAAGCACCCGCUCGCGUUCAUACCGUUCGGGCUCGGCUCCCGGAUGUGCAUCGGCCAGAACCUGGCGCGCCUUGAGGCCAAGCUCACCCUUGCGAUCCUCCUCCAACGCUUUGAGAUCCGGACGUCCCCCAACUACGUGCACGCGCCGACGGUCCUGAUGCUCCUGUACCCGCAAUACGGAGCGCCGUUGAUGUUCCGCCCGCUGUCGUCGUCGCAGCCUUCGGAUCCGGUGUCCCCCUAGGCCACCUGCUCUCCUUGUCACAAGCCUUCAAUUCUUUUGUCAAAACUGACGUAACCCAAUUUCCAUAAGGAAGAGAGCUGUGUGGCCUGUGGGGCACCAAAUCAUAGGACACCCCCCAACAACAUGACCCAAAUGCCCCUCCACCUCAGCCAGCCACCCUGUGUACAUAUGCCAAGCCAUACAAAGAGCCAAGAAGCACUACUAACUUUUUUGUCCUAGCCUGCAGCACCAUGGAGCCUACCCAGGUUUGCCUAAAAUGCCCUCCUUAACAGACCGGGAUCAGGGCCUGCCUUUUUCCUUAAGAUUUGAUGACACACAAGAAGAAUGGCCCCCACCUCUUUUUGUUGUCUAGCCUAUGGCUUCUGGUGUGUGUAUUUUGUAUAGUGGUUUUAUUCUAUCAUCAUCAUCAUCAAGAGAGAGAAGAAAAAAAAUUGAGAAGGAAGAAAAAAUCGGUGUGAUAUUUUUUUGUUUUGUCUGCCUUUUUUUUUUUCCUUUUUCUUGUUCGUCUUCUUUGAGACUUUGCUUGUCUACCUUACACACGGCAUUGCUCUUCUUUUC
Messenger RNA from Brachypodium distachyon (stiff brome), 2573 nucleotides. Its product is annotated as cytochrome P450 734A2. Gene Ontology annotation, biological process: brassinosteroid metabolic process; brassinosteroid homeostasis. The record is from RefSeq and is a predicted model, not a curated record. The transcript has 3 exons. Gene Ontology annotation, molecular function: iron ion binding; heme binding; monooxygenase activity. The coding region runs from base 225 to 2015 and encodes 596 amino acids. NCBI's taxonomy places the organism in Eukaryota, Viridiplantae, Streptophyta, Magnoliopsida, Poales, Poaceae.